CCGAGGAUCCUCUCCUCGCUCCUCGCUCACCCAAUUGCGAUUGCGAUUGAUCCACUCCAUAGCUAGCGAUGAUACGAUCACAUCUCUUCCGCCUGCCUUCCCGCCGAAUCGCCGUGAUUUCUUUGGCUAGGCGUUUCAAUGCGCAUGCCGCCGUAUCACCGAAGAAACCAGACACAGCACCCCUCUCCCACAUCCGCGUCCUCGACUUAACCCGUGUCCUCGCCGGCCCAUACUGUACCAUGCUCCUCGCCGACCUCGGCGCAGAAGUGAUCAAGAUCGAGCAUCCGGUGAGGGGGGACGAUACCCGGGCUUGGGGACCACCGUUCGCUGCCCCAUUGCCGGAGGUGGAGCAAGCAUUGGAGGAAGGGUACCAUGGCGAGAGCGCGUACUUCCUGAGCGUGAAUCGGAAUAAGAAGUCUUUGGCCCUCAGCUUCCAAAAUGAGGGGGGACGCCGGGCGUUGAGGAGGUUAGCCGCGGAGUGUGAUGUGUUGGUUGAAAAUUACUUACCUGGGACGUUGGCGAGGUAUGGAUUGGGGUACGACGAUCUGAGAAAGAUUAAUCCAAGGUUGAUUUAUGCUUCGAUUACGGGGUAUGGUCAGAGUGGACCAUAUUCGAGUCGGGCUGGGUAUGAUGUUAUGGUUGAGGCGGAGAUGGGGUUGAUGCAUAUCACGGGUGAACAGGACUCCUCACCCGUUAAGGUCGGAGUGGCCGUCACUGACCUCACCACGGGGCUUUAUGCGCAGUCUGCGAUUUUGGCGUCGCUGUAUGGGCAGGAGAGGAGAGGGGGUAGGGGUGAGUGGUUGGAUUUGGCGUUGAGUGAUUGUCAGGUUGCGACGUUAACAAAUAUUGCGUCGAGUGCGUUGAUUAGUGGGAUGGGUGGGAAGGGGGAGAUGAAGGAUAGUGGACGGUGGGGGACUGCGCACCCUAGUAUUGUUCCGUAUCGCGGUUUCGAGACCAUGGAUGGGUAUAUGAUGAUCGGUGGCGCAAACGACAAUCUUUUCGGGAAACUUUGUCGUGUCCUUGGAACAGAAGAAUGGAUCACAGACCCACGCUUCGUCACAAACCGCGACCGCGUCAAGAACCGUGAUCUGUUGGAAGAGUUAAUCGAAACUCGCCUGAAAACCCAACCAACGAAAUACUGGACAGACGCCCUCGAAGGAACCGGGAUGGCGUAUGCCAUCGUCAACAACAUCCCGCAAACGCUGUCGCACCCGCACGUCCUCGCACGCUCCAUGAUCCAAGAAACCCCUUCCCAUCCCAUCUGCGGUCCCCUCCCCGUUCUCGGACCUGCGGUCAAGUAUAGCGAGAGCACGGUCGGGGUACGCAUGCCGCCGCCGGUGCUGGGACAGCAUUCGCGGGAGGUGUUGAUGGGGCUGUGUGGGAUGAGUCAGGAGGAGGUUCAAAAGGGGGUGGAGGAGGGGUGGGUGAGAUGUUGGGAUGGGGUGCAUGCUGGAGAGCAGGAUGAUGGGAAUGGGAAUGGGAGUAGAGUUAAGUUGGUGGAGUAGAGUGAUGGGUUGGGAGCGGAUACCUGUAUACCCGGAUGAGGAUGACUUUACUACCAAGAUUCGUUGUCGUGAUAUACAUUAUCGCAGUACUACUUCGCAGCCG
Saitoella complicata NRRL Y-17804 is the source of this 1608-nucleotide messenger RNA. Its product is annotated as CoA-transferase family III. Gene Ontology annotation, molecular function: catalytic activity. Lineage: Eukaryota; Fungi; Ascomycota; Saitoellomycetes; Saitoellales; Saitoellaceae. The record is from RefSeq and is a predicted model, not a curated record. The coding region runs from base 69 to 1505 and encodes 478 amino acids. The transcript has a single exon.